Molecule: messenger RNA, 1074 nt
Organism: Zygosaccharomyces rouxii
Lineage: Eukaryota; Fungi; Ascomycota; Saccharomycetes; Saccharomycetales; Saccharomycetaceae
Gene: ROX1
Product: Rox1p
Exons: 1
Coding region: 1-1074 (357 amino acids)
Biological process (GO): anatomical structure morphogenesis; negative regulation of transcription by RNA polymerase II; cell differentiation
Molecular function (GO): RNA polymerase II cis-regulatory region sequence-specific DNA binding; DNA-binding transcription factor activity, RNA polymerase II-specific
Source: RefSeq, a predicted model, not a curated record
AUGAGUGAGAAGAAGAUCCCGCGGCCGCGGAAUGCAUUCAUACUCUUCCGCCAGCAUCAUCAUCGAUUGUUGAUCGACGAAUGGACAGCUCAAGGGGUAGACAUACCGCAUAACUCAAAAAUUUCGAAAAUACUAGGAGUUAGGUGGAAAUCCUUGAACGAGCAAGAAAGAUCACAUUGGGAAGAACAAGCAAGAAAGGAAAAGUGUGAACAUGAAAAGAAGUAUCCAGAUUAUAGAUAUAAGCCAACGAGAAGACAUAGAAGAAAAAGUGGCAAACCGCUACCGUUACAGCAAGGCUCGCCACAUUUGCCAGUACAGAUGACACUGCAACAUCAAAAUCCACAACAGUUCCAAUCGUCACCCACAAUGCCUACUCAACCACAUCCACAUCCUCAUCCAACACCAUUGUCUGCUAUUACAAAGGGGAUCUCUUCACCCGCCCAAGCACCGACCGGUGUUAUACACCCGAAUCAGCAAGUUCAUCCACCACCAGCACUGGCGCCUCAAUUAACACCUAUGCAUAAUUUAAUGGCACCGGGCCCCGCUGCAGGGCAGUAUAGGCCGUUGCCAUACCCGAUGGCUCCUUCUAAUACUCGCCCUACAACGGGCGCUACCGCUCAUCAUCAUCAACCUCAUCAUCAUCCAUCCGCACCGGUGUACCAACCGUACUACCUUCCAUUGCAUGGUUAUCUACCCAAGUUUAGCCAAGUUCCCUCGUCACAGGUGGCGCAGGCUACUACACCACACCACCACACACAAGUCACUACUACUACACCACAGCCGCCGCCCGGUGCGACGGGAUCUAUUUCGGGCGUGCCGCCCGGUGUACCACCACCAUCUCUACCGUCAUCGUUGCCGCCAGCAACUGCGAUAUCGCCAUCAGCGGUACCGCAUAUUCCUGCUGCUACAUCAGCCACUGCUAUUCCUACCCCAACUAGUAUCAGUUCGAACACAACUAGCGUGAAUCAGGAGGGCGGUAGAGCAGGAACUCUUCCCUUUUCCGGCGGUGAACGUUCAGUUAACAAUCAUAACUGGCAGUGGAGGGGUUAUGCAUAUCCAUUCGAUAGACGGUGA